Molecule: messenger RNA, 1239 nt
Organism: Syngnathus acus (greater pipefish)
Lineage: Eukaryota; Metazoa; Chordata; Actinopteri; Syngnathiformes; Syngnathidae
Product: beta-2-glycoprotein 1-like
Exons: 8
Coding region: 63-1142 (359 amino acids)
Biological process (GO): negative regulation of complement activation, classical pathway
Source: RefSeq, a predicted model, not a curated record
AUAGUUGUGACAAAGUCAACACACAUUUCAGAAACAGUUUUGGUCACCACAGGAAGGACACCAUGAAUUUCUGUGCUUUUCCCCUCAGGUUGGAAUAUAUUAUCUAUGUUUGGCUAUUAGUCACAUUUUUUAACUUUGUCAAAGCACAAGAAGACAACGUGUGUUCAAUACCUGAGCUGGAUGGCAACAUUGUAACAUUGGAGCACCAGCGCUACUUUCGGCCUGGUGAAGAAUUAGUGCUGUUUUGUAAACCGGGAUACACGUCCAUUUUGGGCCCUCGGACAAUUGUAUGUACUGACCAAGGAAGGUGGACUGAAACCAAACUGAAGUGCAUUGCAAAGCAUUGUCCUGCUCCUGACCAACUGCUCAAUGGAGAUCUGUAUUAUGAGGAUACGGUGUACCAGAGUAUAAUCAACUAUACCUGUCACGAGGGGUACAUCCUUUCUGGACCCCAAAAUGCUACAUGCCAGGCUGAUGGAACAUGGAGCACAUUGGUACCAGAGUGUAAACCUGUGUUUUGUGGUCUUGCUCCAAUCCCAAAGUUUGGUCUUAUCAGUUAUAACAGGAAAAUAAGAGGAAACACGACAUAUUUUGGCACCCAUGGGACAUAUAAGUGCUUGCCUCCUUACGUCCUUUUUGGAAACUUAUAUGCAGAGUGCACAGCCAGUGGCAAUUGGACCGAGACACCCGAAUGUCGAGUGGUAACUUGCCCUCCACCAGAGAACAUUUUCAAUGGUUACAUGUCCAGCAAUGACCAGAGACGUUAUGACUUCAUGGAGACGGUGCAGUACGGCUGUAAUGGCAACUACAUGCUGGAUGGAAGCUUCCAGAUGGUUUGCCAGAAAAAUGGAGAGUGGUCUGAAAAACCAGCCUGUAAAGCUCCUUGCAGUAUUGGCAUUAAAAGAGGAAGAAUAUUAUACAAAGAAAAAAAACUUUGGAUCGCAGACUUCGAGCCAAACAGAGUCCUCCACGGCGAUCUUGUGUCAGUCUAUUGCUUGGACAAGGUCAGGAACUGUGGCUACGCUGUGUCAACUCAGUGCGUCGAUGGAAAUCUCAAAAUCCCCGAAUGCUAUGAAGAGCCAAGCGGAAUAAACUAUACCUUAUAUUCUGGUUCACUUCCUUCUGAAAUAAAUCAGUGCUGAGAUGGAAGCCUAUCCCUUCUCUGAUUAUGAAUAUUACGUCACCAGCAUUAACAGCAUUGUUCUGGGCUCUAAAUAUAAAGCACAUCUUGAGUCUUAA